UUCAGUCACAAAAUCUAAUGAUGGACCCCCGUACCAGUGCCCAGGAUGUGAUACGAUGUGACCUGUGCGAGACUGCUGUGGUACAGAUGCACUGUGAUACAUGUCUUGUCAACCUGUGUAAGGCCUGUGUGGGAGAACACAUUUCAGCUGAUCUCUCAAAACCUCAUAAAGUUGGUGACUUCAAGGACAGAAAAUCUUCCCCCCUCUUCCCUGGAUGUAAAUCCCAUGAUAAAGAACGAUGUAAACUGUACUGUAAUCAAUGUGACAUUCCUGUAUGCCAUAAGUGCAUUGCAUCUGAUCAACAUCUAGGUCAUAAGGUAUAAGAAAUCUUGAAAGUUGUGGAUGAAAAAAAGAAUAAGUUAAUAAAAGAACAAACUGAGCUAAAUGAGACGAUUUAUCCAACCUACCAGGACAUUGCCUCUGAUGUACAAAACAGAAUGAGUCGGUUAGAAAAGAAAUAUGGAAAUCUUUCAACAGCCAUAACAAAUUAUGGAGAGGACUGGUACAGAGAAAUUGACAAACUUGUCAAGAAACUUAAAGCUGAAGUUGAUCUGAUGAAAAACACACAGUUACAAACUCUACAGAAACAUCUGGAUGAAAUAAACAAGACAAUGUCUGACAUCAAGGAAGAAAUCAAUUCAAUGGAAACUGCAACAGACACUAAUGACUUGUCAAAACUAUUUAGUGUCACAUCCAAUGUACACACAUACAGAAAUCUUCCAUACAAAAUAAUGCCAUCUUUACCUAAAUUCAUUCCAGGAAAAAUCCAAGGAGAAGAACUUAAUAAAAUGUUUGGAGUCUUAUCAUCAAGUUAUUUAACAUCAGAUAAACAUGGCUACAGCAUGAAGACACCACAGAAAUCACCAGAAGCUGGAUCCUCUCCUCCAGUCAAACAGCUGCUUGAUGAACCAGAGACUGUCACCAACAUAGACACUGGGUAUAGAGAUAACCUUUACAAUGUGGCCUGUCUGAGUGAUGAAGAAAUCUGGACAAGUGGAAAUGACAUCACCAUGAAACUCUACAGCAUCAAUCAGGGCUCACUACUCAAGUCAAUCAGAACCAAGUCAGGAAACACAUCAUGGAACAUAGCAGUGACAAAAAGUGGAGAUCUAGUUUAUACUGAUUACUGGGAUAGAACUGUGAACAUUGUGAAGAAUGAGAAGAUAGAGGAGGUGAUCAGACUACAGAAGUGGAGACCUAAAGGUGUCUGUAGUACCUCCUCUGGUGUUCUCCUGGUUAUCAUGGACAGUGUUGAUAAAAAACAAACAAAAGUUGUCUGUUACUCUGGCUCUACAGAGAAACAAACCAUUCAGUUUGAUGAUAAAGGUAAACGUCUUUAUUCACCUGGUUCUUUUUAUAACAGAUACAUAUCUGAAAACAAGAACCUGGAUAUCUGUGUGUCUGAUGAUAGAGCUAAAGCAGUAGUGGUGGUCAAUCAGGCCGGGAAACUGAGAUUCAGGUACACUGGACAUACUCCUGCUCCAAAGAACCAACCAUUCAGUCCACUAGGAAUCACCACAGACAGUCAGAGUCACAUCCUUACAGUUGAUUAUAACAAUCACUGUGUCCACAUCAUAGACCAGGAUGGACAGUUCCUCUGUUACAUAGACUGUGGACUGAGUGGACCCUGGGGACUGUGUACAGAUACAAAUGACAAUCUGUUUGUUGCUCAAAUGUGGAACAAACAAGUGAAGAAAAUCAAAUAUCUAACGUGAAAUUCAAGAUUGCAUAGAUUGAAAUAAUAUAAUAAAUAUUUCUUCCUCCUCAAAUUUAUCAUUAUAUCAGUUGACUGUGUAAACUUUUAUCUGUAAAUAACAUGACUUUAUCUAUUAAUAGUAUAACACAAAAACAACAAGAAAAUCAUCUAUGAAA
Messenger RNA from Saccostrea echinata, 1872 nucleotides. RefSeq lists its product as uncharacterized. NCBI's taxonomy places the organism in Eukaryota, Metazoa, Mollusca, Bivalvia, Ostreida, Ostreidae. The coding region runs from base 438 to 1715 and encodes 425 amino acids. Gene Ontology annotation, molecular function: protein binding; ubiquitin protein ligase activity. Gene Ontology annotation, biological process: protein polyubiquitination; proteasome-mediated ubiquitin-dependent protein catabolic process. The record is from RefSeq and is a predicted model, not a curated record. The transcript has a single exon.